AUGGCCUCCGUCUCGGAGCUCGCCUGCAUCUACUCAGCCCUCAUCUUGCACGACGACGAGUAGACGGUCAUGGAGGAUAAGAUCAAUGCCCUCAUUAAAGCAGCGGGUGUGAAUGUUGAGCCUUUCUGGCCGGGUUUGUUUGCAAAGGCCCUCGCCAACGUGAAUAUUGGGAGCCUCAUCUGCAAUGUAGGAGCUGGUGGACCUGUCCCAGCAGCUGGCGCUGUGCCAGCGGGAGGUCCUGCUCCUUCCACCAUUGCUGCCCCAGCUGAGGAGAAAAAAGUGGAAGCAAAGAAAGAAGAAUCUGAGGAGUCUGAUGAUGACAUGAGCUUUGGUCUCUUUGACUAAACUUUUAUAAGCUGUUCAAUAAAAAGCUGAACUCC
Molecule: messenger RNA, 380 nt
Organism: Canis lupus familiaris (dog)
Lineage: Eukaryota; Metazoa; Chordata; Mammalia; Carnivora; Canidae
Product: 60S acidic ribosomal protein P1-like
Exons: 1
Biological process (GO): translational elongation; cytoplasmic translation
Cellular component (GO): ribosome; cytosolic large ribosomal subunit
Molecular function (GO): structural constituent of ribosome; protein kinase activator activity; ribonucleoprotein complex binding
Source: RefSeq, a predicted model, not a curated record